Molecule: messenger RNA, 704 nt
Organism: Labrus bergylta (ballan wrasse)
Lineage: Eukaryota; Metazoa; Chordata; Actinopteri; Labriformes; Labridae
Source: RefSeq, a predicted model, not a curated record
CGCACAUUCGUUUACCACGGAAUCUACUCAACUCUCGUGCCACAGUGGUUGUUUUUCCUUCCAUGGCAUUUUACCAGGACGAUAGCCAGGAAGACGCACAAGAGUGUCCAGUGUGUUAUGAGGGCCUGUCGGGUGCUGAGAGGACUCUGAGCUGCGGGCAUGUUUUCUGCCACGACUGUCUGGUCAAAACGUUGGUCAGCAUCAACAGUGAUGGAAAAAUCAGAGACACAAUUGCUUGUCCUAUAUGCCGACAUCUCACAUUCAUCAAGAAACAGAAGGAAGCGCUGCUGUCCCUCGCGCCGGACAAGGAUCCAGAUGAAGGGCAGACGUUGAAGGUACCUCUCCCUCUGCCGCUUGGACAGCUCCAGAGCGCACGGCGCGCCUCCGAGAACACUUUGCCCAGGGGGUUUACCUGGGUGGCACCCUGCCUCAGGUGGGUGUCUGAGCGAGUCCGUCGACAAAGGCUGAUCAGACCCAGCCAUAAAGCGUCUCAGAUCUUUAUCAUCAGCGCUCAAGGGCGACCCAUGAUUGAGGAAGAUGCGCACAGCGUUGUAAUGACUGUGGUUCAGCAGCAGCGCAGGAGAAGACGCAGGAUUUGCACAACUGCACGGUGCCUGUUUGUUUUAUUGUCAGCCUUUACUAUACUCGCACUUGUAGCAGCAACCUUACCCUGGAUUUUGUUGGCAUAGCCCAGUGAUAUGGAU